UUCAAGGUAGUAUGUUUUUGGUUUGGGUCUCAGCCUUUACCUCUGCCUCAUAGCCAGGUUCUUGGGUAAAUGACUUGGCUGUUAGCCUCCCUAGUUGCCUUUCCGGUGUGUCUUGUUGCUGUAGGAGACUUCGUGAUUGGCUAUUACUAGACCCUACAGCAGGUAUUUUAUAUAAUGAAGGCACUACCAUUACUACUGGUAGUCUGAACCUGCCAGUCUAGCUGGGUGUGGGACCUGGGCUUCUAGAUCAGAAGAAAUGGCUACUCGCCAGACUUUGAGGACUUGAUAUAGAAAAAGAAAAUGAGGUUCAUUGGCUUGAAGUUUCAAAUAAAAUGAGGCAGGGAUCAUUCAGAGCUAUUCUCUUUGGGGAAGUAUGGAAUCUCCCAGAUGUGAAGCACAUGGGUUUUUCUAGGCUGCGUGUAAUAUCUUGGAAAUGAUAGUCUUUGAAAUGCAUUAUAUUUUAAUUUAUAGCAGAACUGGAAGGAAUAGGCUUUGGGAAGACAUGGACGUUGAACAUUUUGCCAACUUUCAGAAAGAAUUUCCAGCCCACAGAGAAGUGCUUGAAAAGUGCAUCAGAUGCCUUCAGGAGAUAGCAGACAGGAUCGAUACAACCCACAAAGAUUGUACCAUUGCCAACAUUACUGCCAGCUCAGCAGGUGCCACUUCUGACAUCUUGAGCAUCCUAGGACUGACCUUGGCCCCUUUCUCGGCUGGUGUGAGUUUGAUCCUGACAGCCACAGGGAUUGGUUUAGGGGCGGCGGCAGCAGCUGCUGGCAUUUCAGCAUCUGUUUCCGAAUAUGUCAUCGAUGCACAAGACUUAAGAAAAGUACAGGCACUUAUGGACGAAUGUAAAGAGAGCCUAAGGUUGGUGAUGCAUCCUGACGAAUUUGAUUUUAGCCCUGAAUCCGCUCCAAGUCCCACUAAGCUCGUGAAGAAAGCUGUCGCCAUAUACAGUGCCCCGGAAAAAGUCAAAGCAAAUGUCAAGGCAUUGAAAGUCGCACGAGCUAAUCCUGAACUGACAGCUUUGGCACAGCAAGCUACUGCUGUGGGGAUUGGGGCCAGGGCUGCAAUGACAGGGGUUGAAGAAGUAGAAUCGUCAUUUAGAGGCACUGCCCUGGCAAUGACCAAAGGAGCCAGGAUGCUGAGUGCUGCGUCCGCUGGGUUCUUUUUCCUGUAUGAUGCCUACAGCCUCAUCCAAGGUGUUAUACAUUUGACGGAAGGUGCCAAAGCUGAUGUCGCAGCCCAGAUCAGGGAUAAGGCUAAUAGGUUGGAAGAGGCGCUACAGGAACUCAACAAGCUCUAUGAAGAGCUUAAUGAGGAAGACUAGAACUGUGCUGGGACUUUUGUAGUUUGCAAGCUUUGGCCUUAACACAGAACUCCAUACAUCCAAUGCUUGCUAUCAACUCAUGGUCUCUCUUUUUAGAAUGAUAGGAACUGAAGGUGAAGUUGUGAGUAAGGGAUUUUAAAUGUGUUCAGCAUUGAACCCUCCCCACGAUUGGGGACUCUCAUAAUUUCUCACGGUUUGGGCAACCAUGCUUGGCAGUCACCUGCAGUCCUUUGCACUGAAUGUGAAAACAUUUGAAGAUGCACAGAUGUUGGGAUGGAGCUGCUAUUCCCUAAGAUCCCCUGUCCUUUAACCCUUGACCCUCUUCAAGGGAGAAAGGAGGACCAGAAUAGGGGCAAAGACAAAAAUUGAAACAAAGUGGAAGGGAAGUGAUAGAGAAGAGAGGGGCAUGUAUGUAACACUGUCCUACUGUGAAACAUGAAAAAGGGAGGCUGCGCAUGGAGAAAGGAACAGAGGGCCUGGGGAGAGAGCAUGAGUAGGAGAGAAAGGGGCAAGAGAAAAGAAAUUUAGAGAACCUGGCAGAACAACAUGAUAGCAUUCCUGGGUAGGUCCCACAAGGUAGAAAAACAGUCAUGGUUUGUUUGAUGAAGAAUAUGCCACUUUCUAAUGAUAAAUGCUGAGAAACUGGGAUUUUAAAAAAAAUCUUAGCAGUCUAAAGGCUAAUUCAUGCUUUUCUGCAGGGAACAGUUACAAUCCAUGUAUAGAUUGGGUAGCUGCACACUUGCAUUAUCUCUCUAUGCACACAUCUUCUGGGAAGGAGCAUUGAAUGUGGGUCCUCAGCAUGUGUACAUCUUGGGUGCACAUUGAGAAAUAUGCAUAUGUUCAUGCAAAAUAAUGUAGAUACCACUUUAAUGCUGUUUUCUACAGAGUUGCAAGCAAGAAAACAGAACGUGGGAAAUGGCCCUACUAGGAUGCAUUCCCUUUGCUGACUUCAGUAUUGCUGAGUAGCGAUAUCAUUUUGAUUUUGUAUUGUUCUCCUUUUGCUUGUUUUAUUUUCUUGUUCUGUUAUAUUGUUUAACUGUAAGCCAUUCUGAGUUUUGACGACAGAGCAGAUUGAUACAUUUAUACGAAUGAAGACAUUAUGCUAUUUAUAAGAAAGAAAAAAAUUAAUGAUAUCACCCAACACAUUGUCUUAAUACGUUGUCCAUAAAUAUCCUGAACAUGGAGUACAAGACUGUCGAAAAAAAUAUGAGUUGUGAAUGGCUGCUGCCAUCUUGUUUAGAAGAGAAUAAACAGUACUUAAGACAGAAUUUUGUAUUAAAAUGAUGCUUUGGAUAUGCUAGGGAACUCAAGAAGAAUCAUUAGAAAAGCGUCUGCAUCUGAUCAAGUCAGAAUGACUUCUAUAAGACUUUACCAGCUUCUAUUACAUCAUCUUUGUAUUAUAUCUCAGUAAAUGAGUUCAACUGUAUGUUCAGCUUUUCCUCAACCAUGCACAAUAAUAGUACAGCAGGUAGAUAGAUCAUUCAUCUGGUUCAGUUGUUUAGGCCAUGAGUGCUGCUGAUUAUGCAAUCAAAGUACCAUCACCCAUGCAGUUUCUCAUACUGGGGGCCUCGAAGGAUGUCAAUAACAGCAGUACAUCCCAUUGUGCCUAGCAAAGUGGCAUUGAUCCUGUACUGGAUGAAGUCACUCUAAAUUUUAAGGAACAGCAUGGCAGUUUGGGGACCUCUCUAUUUAUGUGUAUUCUUGUAUGUAAUAUCUUAGGUGCAGGUGGGGUCCUUCUGCUUGUUAUUUUGGAAAAGCGCCUUCUAUCUUACCACUCCUUUGAGAAAUAAUUUUAGCCCUGCUGACUGGUUUUAAAACAUUGCUGUAUAUUUGUAUUUUCUGGGGGUUUGCUUUUCUCGUUUUAGGUUUUGUUUUUUAUGUAAGUUUUCCUGUGAAUUACUGGAGGAAAGAAGAAAAUGCAUAUAAUAAAGACUGAGUUCUAAUGACUAAAAAGGCAUUUAAGCUUGCAACAACAACAACAAAAAAAAAA
Messenger RNA from Pogona vitticeps (central bearded dragon), 3317 nucleotides. Lineage: Eukaryota; Metazoa; Chordata; Lepidosauria; Squamata; Agamidae. The record is from RefSeq and is a predicted model, not a curated record.